Molecule: messenger RNA, 333 nt
Organism: Thelazia callipaeda (thelaziosis nematode)
Lineage: Eukaryota; Metazoa; Nematoda; Chromadorea; Rhabditida; Thelaziidae
Source: the annotation of a GenBank genome assembly
AUGGGGGAUGAUUACCCGGACUCGACAAAUCAUUUGCACAAUGACAGAUCUCAAGUACCAUCGAUAUCAGCCUCUGAUUCUUCUUUUAGCAAAAUUUCCCAGUCUAGUAGAAAAGUAUCGCCAUCUGAAUCACAAAAGAAACGAUUCCUUUUUUCUACUAGCAAUAUUCGCUUCUGGACAACGGGAAAGUCAGAGAAGAAGAAACAGAAGUUGACGAAUGAUGUGUUGAAUCACGGAGAUCAGUUACGUCAUGUUAAAGAACAACGAUAUUCAAUGCGCAGGUUAGCAAACUUUGACUUUAUUAAUUUACUGUUAAAUACCGAACGAAUUUGA